Molecule: messenger RNA, 1452 nt
Organism: Setaria italica (foxtail millet)
Lineage: Eukaryota; Viridiplantae; Streptophyta; Magnoliopsida; Poales; Poaceae
Product: F-box/FBD/LRR-repeat protein At5g22660
Exons: 3
Coding region: 1-1452 (483 amino acids)
Molecular function (GO): protein binding
Source: RefSeq, a predicted model, not a curated record
AUGAGCAUCCCGUCAGGCUUGAAGCGGUUCCUCUCCUGCUUCCCUGCGAGAUCCAGCAGCGUCACGGGCGCCACCGUCUCCGAUCCCGACGGCGAGGACAUCAUCAGCGGCCUGCCCGACGAUGUGCUGUCCAGCAUCGUCUCCCUCCUCCCGAUCAACGACGCAGCGCGCACGGCGGCGCUCUCCUCCCGGUGGCGCGAUCUCUGGGCUUCCAACCCGCUCGUCCUCGACGACAUCGACCUCCUCCUCAACAACCCCAGCCACGUCGGCGCGGUAACCUCCACCGUCUCCCACGCCAUCACCGCCCAUCCGGGCCCCUUCCGCUCCGUGAAGCUGACGUGCUACUUCAGCGACGCCGACGAGAGCACCCUCCACCACUGGAUCCGCGUGCUCGCCGCCAAGGGCGUCACGGAGCUCGUCCUGAACAACAUCCCAUGGGCGGGGCUCGACCUGCUCCCCUGCGCGAUCCUCGAGUGCCGCUCGUUGCAGCGCCUCCGGAUCUCGGAGUGGCGGUUCCCCGACACGUCCGGCGCCGCCGCCGUCCUCCGGCAGGGAGUGGCGGCGCUGCCCCGCCUGCGGGAGCUCGUCCUCAGACGGAGCAUCAUCCAGGAGCAGGACCUCGAUCGCGUGCUGGCGAGUAGCCCAAAGCUUAAGAACCUCGUCUUCGUGCUCAGUCGUGGCGCGCCCGCGCAGGUGCGCCUCAGCAGCCGGAGCCUCUGGUGCGUUGUGUUCUGGCAGUCCGUGGUGGAGGAGCUCGCUGUCGUUGCCGCGCCGCUGCUGGAGCGGAUCAUCCUCCGAACGUCAUCAUCACCAUGUGGCAUCAAUGGAAAGGACGGCAGUUGCAUGAGGAUCAAGAUCAGCAGUGCGUCCGUGCUCCAGGCAUUGGGGUACCUGAAUCCCAACUAUCACGAGCUGCAGAUUGGAGACACAGUCGUUAAGGUUGGGAUGAAGGUUGUGCCCGAUGCUGUGGUUCCAAGCGUCAAGAUAUUAGCACUGUCUAUUCAAUUUGGAGUUCCCAAUAAAGCAAGGAUGAUGUCCUGCUUCCUUCGAUGUUUCCCAAACAUUGAAACUAUGCAUAUUCAGUCUAUUCCAGAUCGUGGAGCCACUAGCAAGAAUGGGAAUUCUGACUUUUGGAAUGAAAUUGAUUCAGUUAAGUGCAUCAAGGAAAGUAUCAAUAAAGUAGUAAUUCAUGGGUUCCGGUGGGAGAAUUGUGAGAUCGAAUUCCUCAAAUCUAUUCUGGAAGGAGGAAACGUGCUUCAGAAAAUCUACAUUUUACAAGAUAAAAAUGUUACUGUUUCAGAGGGUGCAAUAAAUGGUACACUGAGCUUACUGGCCUCACUGAAGAAGAAGGGCGUUAUUGCCCUGAUGAUCUUGGCAGGUCAAGAUGGCAUCUGGUCGUAUGAAAUGGCUUCUGAUGUUUCUCGCAAUGACCCAUUUGAUUGCCAGAGUUGA